Molecule: messenger RNA, 3291 nt
Organism: Orussus abietinus
Lineage: Eukaryota; Metazoa; Arthropoda; Insecta; Hymenoptera; Orussidae
Product: sodium/potassium-transporting ATPase subunit beta-2
Exons: 7
Coding region: 295-1275 (326 amino acids)
Biological process (GO): potassium ion import across plasma membrane; intracellular potassium ion homeostasis; sodium ion export across plasma membrane
Cellular component (GO): sodium:potassium-exchanging ATPase complex
Molecular function (GO): ATPase activator activity
Source: RefSeq, a predicted model, not a curated record
GAUCGCCGUCGAACGCUCUCCCAUCCGGGGCAGAGGCCGCCCGACCGCCGCUAACGACUGCCAGUGAGUCCCCGGCGUCCGCGGCCGACGGACCUUCUCUCCUUUUCCGUCGAGUUCCCGGUAUCUUGGGUCCUCUCUCGUGCUCUACCUCCGCGCACCGGCCGAGGUACCGAUAUAGCAGCGAGCACCGGCACUCGCGCGUCAGAGAGAGCGCGGCCGCGACGCGAGACGGAUCCGCGCGCCAAGCGCUGACCGAGACCUAACCUCUUCGCGGCGCCCCUCGUCGUCGGCGCCAUGAGCGUCCCCGGCAAGGAGGUGAAAAACGGCACCUACGAGUUCAACGAUUACAUGCGAGCACCCGACUCCAGGAAUCGCUGGGAGAUCUUGCAGGACGCACUCUACAACAAGAAGGAGGGGACCUACUGCGGCCGCAGCGGCAAGCAAUGGGGUAUCACGGCCGUUUUUUACUGCGUGUUCUUCAGCUGCCUGGCCGUCUUCUUCGCGAUAUGCAUGAAGGGACUCCUGGCAACUCUCAACGAGGAGAAACCCAGAUGGAUCCUCGACAGCAGCAUCAUAGGGACUAAUCCAGGUCUGGGCUUCCGGCCGGUAUCCGACAACGAAAAAGAGGGAGCCCUGAUAUGGUACAGCGCCUCCAACGCUACCCAAGUACAGAGGUGGACGGGAUUUCUGGACACCUUUCUCAGCGAUUAUAUAAAUUCUACCCGGCUACCGACCGGUGGUCGCAACCAACAGAUCUGCAGCUACACACAGGCGGCAAAACCCGGAAACGUUUGUGCAGUAAAUGUUAACGACUGGGGCCCUUGUUCUCCUCAGGAAGGGUAUGGCUACAACAACUCCGCGCCCUGUGUCUUCGUCAAGUUGAAUCGGAUAUACGGAUGGGAGCCGGAUUGUUACAACGAUAGUAAAGACUUGCCGAGCGAAAUGCCCGAGAGCCUCGUAAGGCACAUUCAGACGGCUGAUAAAUCAUGGCUGAACACGAUAUGGGUGUCUUGCCAAGGUGAAAACCCACAUGACAGAGAAGUCAUCGGAGAACUGGAAUACUAUCCAAAAAGCCAAGGGUUCCCUAGUUUCUAUUAUCCGUAUGUAAAUACGCCGGGAUACCUCAGUCCCAUUGUAGCCGUUCACUUCCUUCGACCCAAGAGAAGCGUAAUAAUCAACGUGGAGUGUCGAGCCUGGGCGAAGAACAUCGUCUACAGCAACAUCAAGAUGGAGAAAAAAGGCGCGAUUCACUUCGAACUGAUGAUAGACGAUUAAAAGGCGUCGUCGUGUCUGGCCGAUCUCUUGCACGAGUACUUCUUAAUCAUCGUGGCUAUACUUAGUAGGACGAGUGAUAAUUCGCGGAGGAAAUUACGAAAAGACGGUAAAAGGAGUGAUCGAUAUCGAGCCGUCUGAUCCCUUGCCCAUCGGAGAGGGAAAAAGCACCAGGAGAAAUUAUAGGGAUAUUUGCGACGGAGCGACACUCCCUUCCUUGGAGUAAUUUUAGAUAGUCGCAUGACAAGCUUUUCGGUUUCACGAUAACGCCAUCCUUCGAGGAGGGAGAAUGUUUAGGAAGGAUUACUCGCGUUCACGGUUGCCUUUAAGCGUUAAAUGUUCUACGUACAAAAUGAGUCGGUCUCUCGGCGAGACUCGGCGGGUAGAAAUUCGUUUCUAGCUUGUCUCUUGAUUACGUAAGGACAGAUUAUAGAGAGAUAGUAAGUUACUCGGUCAAUGUACAGUACGCAGUGACGACACUGAAUUGUAUUAUAGUUUGUAUAAUUACUGCUAAUCGUGCUCGUAAUUUCAGGCCCGAAUGGUCGCCCAUCAGGUUUGAUCGUUGGGACGUGAGAUUGCGACGUGAAGAAUUUCGGACGUUCUCUUGCGAUUCUAUUUGUCGGAUUUGUCGGAUGAGCCAAGAUUUGACAAGUAUUUCUGCCGUCUUAUAGAUACAUUAUGGAAAAGUCUAUUGUUCAAUGUUAAUUUAUUACGAAGAAAUGUAUCGUAUUAGAUUUCGAUAGAAUAGGUGUUAAAGUCACACGUAAGCUUAAAGUCGUGCCAUGGGAAGUCCAAUACGACUUGCGUACACUUAAACUGCUCUGAAUAUAUAAAAGAAAGAUAUAUUUUUCUUAACAAAUCCGAAACUGCUAUAUUUUUAUAAGGUUAAACCGACAUAAUGAACGCACAAUUUUAUCAGUCACAAGUGAUAAGUAGUAAAGGAAAGGAUAGGGCCUUAGAAAAUGACAAUUCGUACGUUUUGGUCUUCGCUACACUUAUCUUUUUCGUUUCUAUAUAACUCAUAAGAUUCAUCAGUCAAAAUUUAUCAAGAACAAAGGAUGUGACGUUGAAACCUUGCACGUUAAAUACUGCCAAAUAGUCUAUAUAAAAUUUGUACUACAAGAUUCCUCUCAAAUGUAGGAAAGAAUCCAACCGAAUGUUUGCAUUUGAUUGUUUUCUUGUCAGGUGUGAAUGACACAGAGAAUCCUGGAAAUGAGAAUGUACUGUUAAUAUUAGGUAACCAAAAAGAAAUUCACGGGGUCAUUUUGCCGCCGCAAGGCUUACCGAAAAAUCCGUUUUGCUUACGUAAUACUUUCUUGUUAAAUUACCGCGUGUCGGAUCUGCUCCCAUGACGGUCUGUGAUGAUGCGCUCGUUUAAAAUCACUAAAAAGAAUCAUCGACGAGUCAUUAAACCCGCGAUCGUUUUCCCAAUUCCGACGCAGCUAGCACGUGCCGUAACUUCAAACGUUCAUUCGUAUUUAUACGUAUAUAUACAUGGUAAUUUUAAGCGUGCAUGAAAAUACAUACAUGGCAUAUCUCGAUUAUGUUACUCGACUCGUGUACAUGUAAUUUAACCGAAUCUGUACUUACCGGCCGCGCGGUCGGUUUAGCCAUGAAAGAGGAAAACUUUAUGCGACCCACCCAGAAGCGUUUUCGGGGACAUUUUUUAACCAUAGAUAGUUUAAGUCAACUAGCCCUUAACGAGUUGGUUUUAAUACAUGCAGUAGCGUUUGAUGUGUUAUACGUAAUAACAAUACAGAGAUGAGCAAUCUCUGGUAAUAAGAAUAACGAUUGAUAUCAAUCGACCAAUUCGUUGGAAGUACCGCGAUUGAUGUGACGACGUGUAGCGAAGAUGUUUUCUGUUACAAUACUUAAUAUUCCAAGAGCCCCUGAAGGGUUUAAAAAGAAAAAAGCAAUAUUUUGCAAAAGCCGCAUCUUCUUGAAGGUAUAAAGAAAUUAAUUUCCAUAACACAAAACGACGUGAUGGCAACCAAAUAAAAUUUAUCCAUGGCUAGGAAA